Messenger RNA from Aspergillus sclerotioniger CBS 115572, 1026 nucleotides. RefSeq lists its product as uncharacterized. The record is from RefSeq and is a predicted model, not a curated record. The transcript has 3 exons. The coding region runs from base 1 to 1026 and encodes 341 amino acids. Lineage: Eukaryota; Fungi; Ascomycota; Eurotiomycetes; Eurotiales; Aspergillaceae.
AUGAUCAGCACACUUUUUUUGCUCUUCGGUUUGAUAGCCCUGUGUGUCGUCGUUCGCGCCACACCCGACAAAUCCUAUAAACCGUCACUAGAUUUUCGCCCACUCAAUAUCACAGGGUUUUGGUACCCACUAUAUGCCUGGGUUGGAUCGUUAUUGAAGCGACUCAGUUACUACAAUGCGACGUUGGAAUUCGAGCUCACCCCAACGGCUUUCAGCUCCACCAAUAGCUCUUUCUGGUCGGGGCUACAGAAUCGAACCCUAAGAACCACCAAGCCCUCCUAUCUCGGCAUCACCGAGACGAGCAUCUGGAACUCAAGGCCCCGGAACCCAGUCAACCUGUAUCUGACUUCCUGGCCGACCGACUAUGAUUUCUGGGAUCAAUCACUGGACUCGGACAUAUCUACAAUCUCGGAAUAUGACAUCGUCUCUUCAAAUCCCGUAUACUCAGACGUUUGGUUCGUAACCGAAUACAACAACUUCGAUCUCGAUUUAACCACCAUCGAUACUUCCCCCAGCACUUAUCGCCUCUCUGGCGCGUACACCUACAACUUCCGUUAUAGCACUCUUCUCCUCAAUCUCACCUCCUGCAACGCCCCCGAAUAUAGUGACACGUGGCGCAUGUUUCUGAUCAACCAAGACCUGAUAAUCCCGGGUUUGAACUGGACCUACCCCACAAUUGAUGUGCGAUUCGACAACACCACGGCCAACCUGACCAUCAAUGGGCAAUUCGGGGCGUAUGCAUACGAUACUCAGGGUAAUGAAACAGGAACGUGGAUGGCAGGGGCAGUCAAGAUGGUGUUUCGCGGUGUGGUGGACAAUGCGAAGUCGGAUGUCUUGGUCCAGAGAGAGGAUCAACCUACGUGGUUGAGGACAUUAGGAUUUGGGAACAAUUCCUUAAACUUGAAUUAUCGAAGCGGUGCAAAGAUCAUGGCGAAGCCAGGGAAUGGAUGGAUGGUUGUUGCGAUGGCUCUGUUUGGGAUGCUGUUUGUACAUUCAUGGUUUUUUUUUGGCAAUUUCAAGGAGUAA